UGGAGCUCUAGAAUAGACAGAUUCAGGGCACCUCGUGGCUGCCAUAGUGAACCGCUUCAUUAUAAACCAAACAGGCUUCCCUUCAGCUCUGUGUAACUUGGAAACUCGCGAGGACAAACUAAACAUCUUCAACCGUUACUUAGUUGCUCGUCGACUUGAGAGGACAACCCCAAGGCAUGAUUUGAGCUCUUAUUAUCACAGCUUGGAUAGUCAGGAAAACUUUGUACGAGUUUUGUCGGAGAGCUAGUUUAAUUUAAGGGAUAUUUACGCUUUCAUUCAAACUCAAGAAGGGUCUCGGGCGCAACUUUCUGUGUUUGUUGGCACCUGCAAUCAUGACACGAAGAUCAUGCGCGAUCUACGCGGUUGGGAUCAUCUGUGCUAUCCUGCUGAUCUCUGGGAUUGGUUUAAUCUUGGGUCAAGUUUUCCGCAGGUUUAUACACAACCGCCUCAAAAAGGAGAUUGUUUUGGUGGAGGGCAGCCGUGUGUUUGAGUCAUGGAAAACCCCUCCCCCUCCUGUCUUCAUGGAGUAUUUCUUCUUCAAUGUGACCAAUUUGGAUGCUUUUCUCAAAGGGGCCAAGCCAGAGGUCGAGCAAGUUGGGCCCUACACGUACAGGGAGUACAGGUACAAGGACAAUGUCAGCAUGGUGGACGAUGAUAAGAUGGUGUCUGCAUACAACACCAAAAGCUUUGUGUUCCUGAGGGAGAAGUCUGUGGGUGACCCAGCUGUGGAUAACAUCACUACAGUCAACAUCCCUGCUUGGGCUGUCAUGAACAAGGUGAAAGGGAGUUUCUUUAAGGCCACUAUGGUGUCCAUCUGGAUGAACUCAUUGGGGAGCGGUCUCUUCACUACUCGCACUGUGGAUGAAUUGCUAUGGGGCUACGAAGACCCCCUCCUGGCCCGCAUCGCCUCCACCAGUCCUGAUGUGGAGAAAGAUUUUGGCCUCAUGUACAAGAAAAAUGGAAGCAAUGAUGGGGAAUUUAUCUUUCACACCGGGAGGCAGAACUACUUGGAUUAUGGCCGUGUUGAAACAUGGAAAGGCCAAAGCUCGUUGACCUUCUGGAACUCAAACCAAAGCAACAGCAUCAAUGGAUCAGAUGGAAGUGCUUUCCAUCCCCUGCUGGACAAGAAUGAGCGCCUUUAUGUCUUCACUCCAGAUCUCUGCAGGUCGAUCCACAUGGAGUUUGAGAAAGACGUGGAGGUGAAAGGAAUCCCAGCAUAUCGCUUCACGCCACCACGCUCUGUUUUUGCCAGCAAGGAGGAGAACCCAGCCAAUGAGGGUUUCUGCGUCACCCCACAGGAGUGCCUGGGAACCGGACUUCUGAAAGUCAGCCCCUGUCGGAAAGGUGCCCCAGUGGUCGCCUCCUUUCCUCAUUUUUACCUUGGAGAAGAUAGAUAUGCAGCUGCCAUUGGAGGAAUGUCCCCCAAAAGACAGCACCACCAAACCUUCCUGGACUUAAACCCAACGACUGGUGUGAUUUUGCGCGCAAACAAGAGAGCGCAGAUUAACAUCUUGAUCAACAGACUCCCUGGAUUUGCGAAAACUAGAAGCAUUAAUGAGACCAUCUUUCCCGUCAUGUUCCUCAAUGAGAGUGUGGUGAUUGAUGAUGUGUCUGCGGCGAGAGUGCAGAAGCUGCUGCUGAUUGUCACUCUAGUGUCCAACUUCCCGCUCAUUAUUGUGGGACUGGGAGCCAUUAUGCUCCUUGUCUUCAUUAUCCUUCUGUACAGGGCCCGCAAGCAGAAGAAUGAAGUUAAGCGCACUGUGUUUACCAAGCCUCUCUAUGCUACCUCCACUGAAGAGGACACUUCUUACUCUCCAGUCAACGACAAGGAAAAGGAAGAUCCUCAGAAUGGGACCUAUAUCGGUUUGACAGCUAAAAUGGACCCACAAGAUUAAGCAGGGGGUGAAUCGUUAGAAGGGGCUCAGAAUCAAAAAUAGGGAUUUGGGUUUUCAGGAGAGAGAUAGAAAAUUGUCAGUAUCUCCUCUAUGAUUGGAAAUCUCUGGGGUUGGGGGUUGGGGGGGUUGUAGAGAAGGGGAACAUGUUUUAAUCUCAUACACUGAAUGUGCUGUAUGUACCUAAUUUUAUCCUUGAAGAGCUACCUAAAGUCCAGGUAUAGCACACUGUCUAGCACGCCAGAAAAAGUGUAAAUCAAUUGAAAACAUUGUGUUUUUAGGGCUUAUUCUUGCUGUUGGGUUAAAUCAGUUGCUGAAAGCUGCAAAAGUACACUUUGUGGCGAUCCAAAACAAACAAGACACACCCUUUCAACUCAGGUGUGGGAUAAAUUUGAUUUUAACGCUGUGGCCUCACCUCAUUCUCUUUUUGCCUAGAUUGUGCCUUCAGACCUUUAGACUGUGUAACAGGGCAGAGGGGAUGAUUUGGGACCAGGGUAAUUAAAUCCAUAAACUGUGAGGUUUUUUUUAGAUAUGAUGUGUUACUCUCAGGGGGGCCUUUUGAAGCAGGAAAGAGGCACAAAACACACGGCAAGCCUUCCCUCUUUGUAAAGACAUUAAAAUCAGUUCAGUAUUACUAUGUUUAAUUUAAUCCUCCACUAAAUGUUACACAACAUUGUCACGCCUCAUUGUUUUCUAUCCGUGCACUGCAUGUAGAGGGACAUCUGUGCACAUCAUUACCACUGCCUCUGAGAAACCUUCUGAGCAUAUUUUUGUGUAGAUACAGUGUAAGAUGUGUUGAACUGCUUACAUUCCUCUCAGUGUAUGAUGGGAAUGAAUAUCAGACAAAACGCUGUAUAUUUU
This is a messenger RNA of Plectropomus leopardus (leopard coralgrouper), 2753 nucleotides long. RefSeq names its product lysosome membrane protein 2-like. Gene Ontology annotation, cellular component: membrane; cytoplasm; lysosome. Gene Ontology annotation, biological process: receptor-mediated endocytosis; protein targeting to lysosome. Gene Ontology annotation, molecular function: scavenger receptor activity. The record is from RefSeq and is a predicted model, not a curated record. NCBI's taxonomy places the organism in Eukaryota, Metazoa, Chordata, Actinopteri, Perciformes, Serranidae.